Monoraphidium neglectum is the source of this 261-nucleotide messenger RNA. RefSeq lists its product as hypothetical. The transcript has 2 exons. Lineage: Eukaryota; Viridiplantae; Chlorophyta; Chlorophyceae; Sphaeropleales; Selenastraceae. The record is from RefSeq and is a predicted model, not a curated record. The coding region runs from base 1 to 261 and encodes 86 amino acids.
AUGCGCACCCCCGAGGAGGUGCGGUGGGUUCUGAGUGAGGAGGCGACAGCCCAGCGCACCGGGGCCGUCACGGGCCUCAACUACAAGGAGCCCCGCACCCCGGUGCAGCUGGCCAUGGAGGAGGCCGCCGCGGUGCAGGACAUGGUGGCCGCGGGGGCAGGGGCCGGGGCCGGCGGCUUUGACGGCGCGCGGGAGGCGCUGGCGGCGGCGUACGACAAGGCCGGGCUCGUGGACGCCGCCAACUUUAUCCGCGCGGCGUGA